AUGGUGGGAGUCCCUGGAAGAUCCAAGGGCUGUGUCACUUGUCGACGGCGAAAGAAGGGUUGUGAUAAGAACGAGCCGUCAUGCCACCAAUGCAUACGGUCCGGCCUAAAGUGCGAGGGCUAUGGACGGGAACUCGUCUGGGUCAACAACACGCCAAAUGGAGAAAACGGCAAGGCCCAGCACAGCAACGACUCGAGAGUAGCUCUUCAUGACUCGCUCGCUCGCUCGGCUAGAGAAGAGCUCUUCUUCGGCUUGCUCAUCUCCACUGCUCUUCCAUACGGACACUUGCUGUCGCCCAAGGCCUCGGCCAUCUCGACCAACGGGUGGGUGGCGGCGGUCGACGAGUAUUACAACAGAGAGCCGGCGAUUCGAUAUGCAGCGCUGGCAAUGAGCGCAGGAUUCAUGGGCGUGGAGGACAAGAAGAAACAGCUCGCCCAGCACAGCCAACUAACGCUGCAAGGCCUCCAGGCAUACAACAGGGCCAUUCAUGAAAUGGUCAAGGGGCUGAACGACGAAAGGAGGUCAAAGAAUGAUGGCGUCCUCGUGGCGGCCAGGAUAUUGCAAUCCUACGAGCUGUUUUUCGGAAGAGCACCCGACUGGCGCGCCCACAUCGAAGGUCAGCUGGCUCUCUUCUUGGCCAGAGGACCGGCGUCGUUUACGUCUGGACAAGCGCAUCAGCUGUAUGUUGAUGGACGGGUUCUCGUGGUCAUGUUAUCAAUCGGCAGGCGAACGAAAUCACCGCUUAACACACCCGAGUGGCGCACCGUACCAUGGCGUGAGGUACCCAAGUCGAUCAAGGACAAGCUGAUGGAUGUCAUGGAAGAUAUUCCAUACAUGCUGGUCAGCUACGACAACCUCUGCGCCUGCCAGGACCCGGAUCGCAUGAACGAGCUCUAUCAGAUUGUCAUGCUCAACUGCCAGCACAUCUCCAACAGUCUGGACGCGUGGGAAAGGGAAAUCGGCGCGGAUCUCGACCACUUUGACUAUACCGUUGCGGGCACUCCUGUGCCUACACCCCAGGACGACACGGAGAUUUCGCUCGUGUAUCUUUCCUGCGUGUACUGGGGCGCUCGGUUGAUCCUGUACAGCACUCUAGGCAUGACCAUGAAGUAUGCGGCCGAAGCCAUGAGCCCCGGCAGCGACAGCGUCCCUGAAGUCCCUCAAAUAAGGAUGCUCAACCCGGGCAUCUUUGCGCGCAAAAUCGCCCACGCCGUGCCUCUCCUAUACGGACCUGCUGCUGGUGCUAUGCAAGGCGCUUCGGGCCUGUUCCCGAUGGCACUCGCGCUGCGGUACUUUGCCACCACGGAGCCGCCUGGGCAGAGGAGCGUGGAGUCGCAGAUGGUGUACGACCUGUAUGCGAAGCCAUUCGUGGGGAGCUUCGUCGGGCGGUUCCUUAAUGAUUUGCAGGGCCCGCAGCUUUCGGAGGAGCAGAAGCGAGAUGUGGAGGCCAAGGCGCAGAAGAACAUCUUUUGGUAUGCUGUUUUGGGGAGUGAGAAUAUUGUGCGGACGUAG
This is a messenger RNA of Trichoderma citrinoviride, 1512 nucleotides long. RefSeq lists its product as hypothetical. Gene Ontology annotation, molecular function: zinc ion binding; DNA-binding transcription factor activity, RNA polymerase II-specific. The transcript is spliced from 6 exons. NCBI's taxonomy places the organism in Eukaryota, Fungi, Ascomycota, Sordariomycetes, Hypocreales, Hypocreaceae. The record is from RefSeq and is a predicted model, not a curated record. The coding region runs from base 1 to 1512 and encodes 503 amino acids. Gene Ontology annotation, biological process: regulation of DNA-templated transcription.